UCUGUUCAGUCGUACGAAUUUCUUGCAGAGCUCCACGAUUCGACGCGCGCCGGAUUACCCAGAUAAGGAUUAACGUCUCCAAUGUCUGAUUUCUCCUUCUCUAUCCUCUUUGCUUGAACACAUAUUUCCAAUUUUUUGUUCAAACGUUGGAUUUUCGUUCUGCGAUUCUCUCUGAAUCGUGGAAUUGUUUCAUACUGAGAGAACAACAUCGUUUCUUUUUUGUGCGAUUUUGAGUUUUGUCGUUGAUUAUGGGAACCUCCGUCUGUAACAUUCUCUAUCAAAUUCAUCCAAAACAGCCGCUGGUUAAUGGAACUGCAAGGAGUUCGUAUUCCUGUUACUGUAGAGGCUUAACUGGGCGAAGACUCAGAGUUUUAAGUCCUCGCAGAACGUGUUAUCAAUUGGCUACUGUUGCCGCCAUUGUUGAGGAAGUUCACAAGUUAGAGAGUGGAAGAGAGAAACCGAGGUUUCGGUGGGUGGAGGUAGGCUCUGAUAUUACUGAAAUGCAAAAGCAGGCUAUAUCUCAGCUUCCUCCCAAGAUGACUAAAAGAUGUAAGGCUGUGAUGAAGCAAAUUAUCUGUUUUUUGCCUCAAAAUGGUCAUUUAUCAGAUAUGUUGGCGGCGUGGGUGAGGAUUAUGAAGCCUAAAAGAGCUGAUUGGCUUUCAGUUCUUAAGCAUUUGAGAAUUUUGGAUCAUCCACUUUACAUCGAGGUGGCAGAAGCUGCUCUUGUAGAGAGAACGUUUGAAGCCAGUACUCGGGACUACACAAAGAUAAUUCAUUACUAUGGGAAACAAAACCAACUCGAGGAUGCUGAAAGAAUUCUCUUAAGCAUGAGAGAAAGGGGUUUUGCUUGUGAUCAAAUAACAUUAACCACAAUGAUCCACAUUUAUAGCAAGGCUGACGAACUUAAUCUGGCAAAACAAACUUUUGAAGAGCUCAAACUGCUCGAGGAACCGUUGGAUCGAAGAUCGUACGAUGCGAUGAUUAUGGCAUUUGUCCGAGCUGGGAUGCCCGAGGAAGGUGAAAACAUUCUCAAAGAAAUGGAUGAGAAAGACAUAUAUGCAGGAAGUGAAGUUUACAAGGCUUUGUUAAGAGCGUACUCGAUGGCUAGCAAUGCCGAAGGAGCUCAAAGGGUGUUUGAUGCUAUUCAGUUGGCUGCUAUUCCUCCUGAUGAUAAGUUAUGUGGUCUACUGAUCAAUGCGUAUUUGAUGGCAGGCCAAAGCCAAAAGGCACAAAUUGCUUUUGACAAUAUGAGGAGGGCUGGUCUUGAACCUAGUGAUAAAUGCAUAGCGUUGGUAUUGAGUGCAUAUGAAAAGGAGAACAGGCUGAACGCGGCGUUGGAACUUCUCAUAGAUUUGGAGAAGGAGAAGCUCAUGGUUGGGAAGGAAGCUUCAGAAGUACUGGCAGCCUGGCUUAAAAGACUAGGGGUGGUAGAAGAGGUAGAACUUGUCUUGAGAGAAUACGCUGUGAAAGAAGCGAGCGGAUAAGGUAUGAACAACUCAAGCCCACUACUAGUAGAAAUUGUCCGCUUUGGCCUGUUACGUAUCGCCCUCAGCCUCACAGUUUUAGAACGCGUCUACUAGGGAGAUGUUUACACACAGUUAUAAGGAGUGUUUCGUUCCCCUCUCUAACCCAUGUGGGAUCUCACAACCCACCCCCUUGGGGCCCAGUGUCCUCGCUGGCGCACCGCCCGGUGUCUGACUCUGAUACCUUUGUAACAGCCCAAGUCCACCGCUAGCAGAAAUUGUCCGUUUUUGCAUGUUACAUAUCACCGUCAGCCUCACAGUUUUAAAACGCGUCUACUAGGGAUAUGUUUCCACAACCUUAUAAGGAGUGUUUCGUUUUCCUCUCCAACCGAUGUGAGAUGUCACAGGAUAAGGAAGAGCACUGAGAUUAUUAGCAGUCCAAUCACGAGUUAGGCUCAUUUAGGGACGUAGGGAAAUAGCGAGGCACCAAUGCGUUGCAUCGUGGAG
Messenger RNA from Cucurbita maxima (winter squash), 1970 nucleotides. RefSeq names its product pentatricopeptide repeat-containing protein At1g01970. The record is from RefSeq and is a predicted model, not a curated record. Gene Ontology annotation, molecular function: protein binding. Lineage: Eukaryota; Viridiplantae; Streptophyta; Magnoliopsida; Cucurbitales; Cucurbitaceae. The transcript is spliced from 3 exons. Bases 249 to 1484 code for a protein of 411 amino acids.